UAUGUGGUCAUACUCUCUAUCAUAACUGUCUUGAAAAAAGUAACAGAGAUAAGCAAAAAACUUGUCCUAUUUGUUUCGUAGAUAAUGAAAGACUAGUAUUAGCUAAAGUUCAGAAUAUAGAUAUGACAGAGGCAGUGGAAGGUGAAA
Molecule: messenger RNA, 147 nt
Organism: Scutellospora calospora
Lineage: Eukaryota; Fungi; Glomeromycota; Glomeromycetes; Diversisporales; Gigasporaceae
Source: the annotation of a GenBank genome assembly